AUGACGUCAUCAGCGAUCGGCAAGUGCGCCAGUGACGUCAGCGGCCCUCUGCUGCGCGCGAAGCUGCUCCCCUGGGCUGCCGCCGCCUUGUUUUCCGCCACCUCCCGCGCUUUCUCCGCCGCCAGCAGCAGCGGCGGGCGUUGCGCGCAAGCUGGGGGCGGCGCGGGCGAGGGAGCAGGCGCGGGGGGGGGAUCCGGCGGAGGGGGGAACCUCGCGGCGAUCAAGGAGCUGCGCGCGCGCACGGGCGCGCCGGUGAAGGACGUGAAGGCGGCGCUGGUGGCGGCCGGGUGGGAUCUGGACGCGGCAUUCACGAAGUUGAGGAGACCUGGCAGCAGCGCAAAAGAAGCGGGCGCGGGUGGCAGCAGAGGGGCUGACGCGGCAUUCACCGAGUUGAGGAGGCGGGGCCUGGCAGCGGCGCAGAAGAAGCGGGCGCGGGUGGCAGCGGAGGGGCUGGUGGGCGUGGCGGUGCGGCGGGGCGUGGGCGCGGUGGCGGUGGAGGUGAACAGUGAGACUGAUUUUGUUGCACGCAACGACCUCUUCCAACUGCUUGUUUCCAAGGCAGCAGCCGCAGCGUUGAGCCUUUCACCCUCCUCCUCCUCGUCCUCCGCAUCUCUUCCGCUCCCUCUGCCUCUAGCAAACCUUGAACAAGCCACGGUGUCAUUCGACCACCCGAAGCUGACGGGAAGUCGCCAGCUGGCAGAGGCGGUGGCUGAGGUGGCAGCGCUGACUGGGGAGAACGUGCGCCUGCGCCGAGCCUUCCUGCUUCCCGAGCCUCGGCCGUCUGGCUCGGUGGCCACGUACCUGCACAGCAGCCCCGGGGCUGGCUUGGGGCGGAUAGCUAGUCUUGUGUCCCUCUCUCUUUCCCAGCCUUCAGGCAGCAGCAGCAGCAGCAGCAGCAGCAGAGAAGGGAGCAGCGCAGAUGCAGGAUCAGAGGCAGGAUCAGAGGCAGGAUCAGAGGCAGGAUCAGAGGCAGGAUCAGAGGCAGGAUCAGAGGCAGGAUCAGAGGCAGGAGCAGUGGAGGAGACGGGAGCAGCGGCAGCGGCAGCAGCGGCGGUGGGGGAAGGAGUGGCGAUGCAUGUGGUGGCGAUGAGACCGCUGUAUCUGAGGCGGGAGGACGUGCCUGCGGAGGUGGUGGAGAGGGAGAGUGAUGUGCUGCGAGCCCAGGCGGUGGCAGCGGGCAAGCCAGCGGCUGUGGUGGAGAAGAUGGUAGCGGGGCGGCUGGGCAAGUUCUACGGCGAGGUGGUGCUGACGGAGCAGCCUUAUGCCCUGGAUGAUAAGAGGACCGUGCAGAAAGUGCUAGCAGAAGGUUCCAAGAAGGCCGGGGCAACGAUUCAAGUGGAGCACUUUUUAUGGCUAGAGGUUGGAGAAGGCAUUGAAAGGGAGGCCAAGGACUUUGCAUCCGAGGUGGCAUCACAGGUGGCCUCGUCCUCGUGA
Messenger RNA from Closterium sp. Naga37s-1, 1434 nucleotides. NCBI's taxonomy places the organism in Eukaryota, Viridiplantae, Streptophyta, Zygnematophyceae, Desmidiales, Closteriaceae. The record is from the annotation of a GenBank genome assembly.